Pseudozyma flocculosa PF-1 is the source of this 1257-nucleotide messenger RNA. RefSeq lists its product as uncharacterized. The coding region runs from base 1 to 1257 and encodes 418 amino acids. Gene Ontology annotation, cellular component: peroxisome. NCBI's taxonomy places the organism in Eukaryota, Fungi, Basidiomycota, Ustilaginomycetes, Ustilaginales, Ustilaginaceae. Gene Ontology annotation, molecular function: acetyl-CoA C-acyltransferase activity. The record is from RefSeq and is a predicted model, not a curated record. Gene Ontology annotation, biological process: phenylacetate catabolic process; fatty acid beta-oxidation. The transcript has a single exon.
AUGGCCACUCGUCUCACCCAGAUCGCCUCGCACAUUGACCCGCGCUCCUGGAGCGGCAAGGGCCUUGCCGCCCACAAGGCCAAGAACGACUCGGACGUCGUCAUUGUCGCCUCUGGCCGCACCGCCUUCUGCAAGGCGCGCAAGGGCAGCCUCAAGGACACCCCCUUUGACGUCCUCUGCACCGAGAUGUUCAAGUCGCUCCUCGCCAAGGCCGACAUCGACCCUUCGCUCAUCCAGGACGUCGUCGUCGGAAACGUCCACAACGACGAGAAUGCCUACGAGAUCCGCGCCGCCGCCCUCGCCGCCGGCAUUCCCAACACCACGCCUGCCAUCGUCGUCAACCGCUUCUGCUCCAGCGGCCUCAUGGCCAUCCGUGCCAUCGCCAACGGCAUCCAGGCCGGCGAGAUCGAGUGCGGCCUCGCCGUCGGCGCAGAGAGCAUGACCAACCACCCCGGACGCCCCUGCAGGGUCUCGGAUGAGCUCGCCCAGGCGUCGCAGGAGGCAAAGGACUGCGAGAUGCCCAUGGGCUGGACCUCGGAGAACGUCGCCGGCGACUUUGGCAUCUCGCGCCAGAAGAUGGAUGAGUUCGCCGCCCGCUCCCACCAGCGCGCCGCCGCCGCCCAGGCCGCCGGCAAGUUUGACGCCGAGAUCCUCCCCAUCAACGUACCCGAAAAGGCAAAGGACGGCUCCAAGUCGUACAAGGUCGUCGCCGCCGACGACGGCAUCCGCGCCACCACCACCGCCGAGGCGCUCGGCAAGAUCAAGCCCGCCUUCCCGCAGUGGGCCCCUGGCAACACGACCGGCGGCAACGCCUCGCAGAUCACCGACGGCGCCGCCGGUGUGCUGCUGAUGCGACGCUCGCUCGCCAACAAGCUCGGAAAGAAGGUGCUGGCCAAGUACGUCUCGUGCGCCGUGACGGGCCUCGAGCCCCGCAUCAUGGGCAUCGGCCCGUCGUCGGCCAUCCCCAAGGUGCUCGAGCAGACCGGCAUCAAGCAGGACGAGGUCGACCUCUUUGAGAUCAACGAGGCCUUUGCGAGCAUGUACGUCUACUGCGUCGAGAAGCUCGGACUGAGCAUCGACAAGGUCAACGUCAACGGCGGUGCGUGCGCCCUGGGCCACCCGCUCGGCGCGACGGGCGCCAGGCUCGUCGUCACCGCGCUGGCCGAGCUCGAACGGAGGAAGCAGCACGUCGCCGUCGUGUCGAUGUGCAUCGGCCUGGGCAUGGGCGCCGCCGGCGUCAUCAUCCGCGAGGACUAG